Molecule: messenger RNA, 4494 nt
Organism: Rosa chinensis
Lineage: Eukaryota; Viridiplantae; Streptophyta; Magnoliopsida; Rosales; Rosaceae
Product: pleiotropic drug resistance protein 3
Exons: 25
Coding region: 277-4494 (1405 amino acids)
Cellular component (GO): membrane
Molecular function (GO): ATP binding; ABC-type transporter activity; ATP hydrolysis activity
Source: RefSeq, a predicted model, not a curated record
UUAUAUGUUAAAAAUGUAAUAACAAAUCAUUAAUCUUCAGCUUUGUUAGUUUGUUUUCCAAAGAUGAUGUCUUAGACCAGUAGGUGCAAUUGCCAUAUCCUUGCUGCAGUAUCACAUGACGCAUUGCAUUACCUCAGCCUUUUGUUGGCAGGAGCAGAUGAAAUUGAGUCUUUCAGGAUAGAGCUAGCAGAGAUUGGGAGGAGCAUUAGAGCCUCCUUUCGAAGCCAUGCCUCAAGUUUCCGAAGCACCUCUACUGUCAAUGCCGGAGACAGUAGAAUGGACGAUGAUGAAGAAUAUUAUGACUUGCAAUGGGCUGCGGUUGAGAGACUACCAACUUUUGAGAGGAUCAAAUCAGCUUUGUUUGAUGAUCAUGAUGGCGCAUCGGCAAAAGGAGAUGUUAAGGGGACUAGGGUGGUUGAUGUUACGAAGAUUGGAGCUCAAGAAAGGCGUGUUUUCAUAGAGAAGCUCAUCAAACAUAUUGAGAAUGAUAAUCUUCAGCUGUUGCAGAAAAUUAGAAGAAGAAUAGACAAGGUUGGUGUGAAGUUGCCCACUGUUGAAGUAAGAUACAAGAAUCUUUGUGUGGAAGCAGAGUGUAAGGUAGUUCACGGCAAGCCCCUCCCCACUCUAUGGAAUUCUCUAAAGAGUUUGAUUCCGGACAUUACUGAACUAGUAGGUUCAAAAAAACGUGAAGCGAAGAUAAGCAUCCUCAAAGAUGUCAGUGGCAUUAUUAAGCCGGGAAGAAUGACCUUAUUGCUUGGCCCUCCGGGUUGUGGCAAAACCACAUUACUGAUGGCACUCUCAGGAAAGCUAAGCCAUUCUCUCAAGGUUUCUGGCGAAAUUAGUUACAAUGGUUAUAGACUUGAAGAAUUUGUUCCAGAGAAAACCUCAGCCUAUGUAGGCCAAUAUGAUAUGCAUAUUCCAGAGAUCACUGUAAGGGAAACACUAGAUUUCUCUGCAGGCUGUCAAGGUGUAGGAAGCCGACCCGAGAUUAUGAUGGAAGUUAGUAGAAGAGAAAAGCAGGCAGGAAUAGUCCCGGAUCCUGAUGUAGAUGCUUACAUGAAGGCCAUAUCUGUUAAUGGACUGAAAAGUACACUUCAAACUGACUAUAUUCUAAAGAUACUUGGCCUUGAUAUAUGUGCUGACACGCUGGUUGGAGAUCCCAUAAGAAGAGGAAUAUCUGGUGGUCAAAAGAAAAGGUUAACUACAGGGGAGAUGAUUGUUGGACCUGCAAAAGCUGUUUUCAUGGAUGAAAUAUCUAAUGGCUUAGAUAGUUCCACAACUUUCCAAAUUGUUUCUUGUCUUCAACAUUUUGUGCAUAUAACAGAUGCUACAUCAUUGAUCUCACUUCUUCAGCCUGCACCAGAGACGUUCAAUCUCUUUGAUGAUGUUCUCUUAAUGGCAGAAGGGAAGAUUGUGUAUCAUGGACCAAGAACUUCUAUCCUCCAAUUUUUUGAGGAGUGUGGAUUUAAGUGUCCAGAAAGAAAAGGUGUUGCUGACUUCCUUCAGGAGGUCAUCUCUAGAAAAGAUCAAGCACAGUUUUGGGACGGCACAGAAAAACCAUAUAGCUACUUUUCUGUUGAUCAGUUCAUUGAGAAAUUCAAGGAUUGCCAUCUUGGCAGGAAGCUAGAUGUGGAUCUCUCAGAGCCAUUCGAUAAGUCUCAAAGCCACAGAGAUGCUCUAUCCUUUAAAAGAUACUCAUUACCUAAAUGGGAACUGUUUAAAGCAUGCACAAGGAGGGAAUUUCUUUUAAUGAAAAGGAAUUCUUUCAUUUAUGUUUUCAAAUCAGUUCAGCUAGUCAUCAUUUCUUCUAUAACGAUGACUGUUUUCCUUCGAACUCAAAUGGCUAUUGACACGAUCCAUGCAAAUUAUUAUAUGGGUUCUUUGUUCUUUGCACUUGUGAUACUUCUUGUUGAUGGAUUCCCAGAAUUGUCAAUGACUGUCUCAAGAAUUGUGGUUUUCUACAAACAGAAAGAGUUGUGUUUUUACCCUGCUUGGGCUUAUGCGAUCCCGGCUGCCAUCCUAAAGGUUCCACUUUCGUUCUUGGAGGCUUUUGUUUGGACUGCUCUUACAUACUAUGUUAUUGGUUACAGCCCUGAGGUUGGAAGGUUCUUCCGCCAUUUCCUUCUACUCUUUGCUAUGCACCUAACAUCGAUAUCCUUGUUUCGGUUUAUUGCUUCAGUUUUCCAAACUGUCGGUCCUUCUAUGACAGCUGGUGUUUUAUCAAUAUUGUUUGUUAUGUUAUUUGGUGGCUUUGUUAUGCCAAAGCCUUAUAUGCCAGUUUGGUUGAAGUGGGGAUUUUGGGUGUCUCCUUUGACAUAUGGAGAAAUAGGCAUAACAGUUAAUGAAUUUCUGGCACCUCGGUGGGAAAAGGUGUCUGGAAACACAACUCUUGGGAAACAAGUGCUGGAAAGCCGCGGAUUGCAUUUCGAUGACUAUUUUUAUUGGAUAUCAGUUGGUGCUUUAAUGGGAUUCACAUUACUAUUCAAUAUUGGUUUCACCUUGGCUUUAACUUUCUUGAAGUCUCCUGGAAAGUCUCUUUCUCUUAUUUCUUAUGAAAAGUACCAUCAACUACAAGGACAAAGAGACGACAGAGGCAGUUUAGAUGCAGAGGGAAAAUCCACCGGUGAACCUAAGACUAGUGUAGAACCUAAGAAGGGAAGGAUGGUUUUACCAUUUGAGCCCCUAACUGUUACAUUCCAAGAUGUACAAUACUAUGUUGACACCCCUUUGGAAAUGAGAAAGGGAGGCUUUGAGCAUAACAAGCUCCAGCUCCUAUCUGAUAUUACAGGUGCAUUCAGGCCAGGUGUUCUGACAGCAUUAAUGGGUGUCAGCGGAGCUGGCAAAACAACUCUCAUGGAUGUUCUUUGUGGACGAAAAACCGGUGGUACAAUUGAAGGAGAAAUAAGAAUCAGUGGGUAUCCUAAGGUUCAAGACACAUUUGCAAGGAUAUCAGGCUACUGUGAGCAAAAUGACAUACAUUCUCCACAAAUAACUGUGGAAGAAUCAGUAGUAUAUUCUGCUUGGUUGCGGCUCCCGUCUCAGAUUGAUUCAAAGACCAAAGCAGAAUUUGUAAACGAGGUUCUUGAAACUAUUGAACUUGAUGGGAUUAAAGAUUCCUUAGUAGGCAUGGCAGGAGUUGGUGGUUUAUCCACUGAGCAACGUAAACGGUUGACCCUAGCUGUGGAACUUGUAGCCAAUCCAUCUAUCAUGUUCAUGGAUGAACCAACUUCUGGUUUAGAUGCACGGGCGGCUGCUAUCGUUAUGAGAGCAGUGAAGAAUGUUGUUGCAACAGGAAGAACAGUUGUUUGCACCAUCCAUCAACCAAGUAUUGACAUUUUUGAGGCAUUUGAUGAGUUGAUUCUCAUGAAAAUUGGAGGACGCAUAAUCUAUUCUGGCCAACUUGGACGGCACUCAAGCAUGGUUAUUGAGUAUCUUGAGAGUAUCCCUGGGGUGCCCUCAAUCAAAGACAAUUACAAUCCGGCAACAUGGAUGUUAGAAGUUACUUCAAAAUCUGCAGAAGCUGACCUUGGUAUAGAUUUUGCACAAAUUUAUAGGGAAUCGGCCUUGUAUGAGAAGAACAAGGAGUUAGUCAAGCAAGCGAGUUCACCGUCUCCUGGUUCAAAGGAUUUGGAGUUUCCUACCCGCUAUCCACUAAAUGGUUGGGGGCAGUUCAAAGCGUGCUUUUGGAAACAGAAUUUGUCUUAUUGGAGAAGUCCCUCAUAUAAUCUGGCACGGAUCCUUUUCAUGUGUUUCUCAGCUGUGUUGUUUGGAACACUGUACUGGAAUCAAGGAGAGAAAAUAAAUAACCAGCAGGAGCUCUUCAAUGUGUUUGGUUCAAUGUUCGUGGAAAUAAUCUUCUUUGGCAUUUACAAUAGCACAACAGUUCUACCAUUUGUUGCAACGGAACGGAAUGUUCUGUAUCGAGAAAGAUAUGCAGGAAUGUUCUCUUCAUGGGCCUAUUCAUUCGCACAGGUCCUGGUUGAGGUUCCCUACUCAUUCACUCAAGCAGUUCUUUAUGUGGUCAUCACAUACCCGAUGAUUGGCUACCACUUGUCUGCCUAUAAGAUAUUUUGGUCAUUCUAUAGCAUGUUCUGUGUACUACUAUACUUCAACUACCUAGGGAUGCUGCUGGUGUCCUUGACACCAAAUGUUCAAGUGGCUGCAAUUGUGGCGUCAUCUUCCUACACAAUGCUGAAUUUGUUUUCAGGGUUCAUUGUUCCGGGACCACAAAUCCCAAAGUGGUGGCUCUGGCUGUAUUAUUUGUCUCCUACAUCAUGGGCACUGAACGGAAUGCUUACUUCGCAGUAUGGAGAUGUGCAGAAAGAAAUCGUGGUGUUUGGAGAGACGAAAACUGUUGCUGCUUUUUUAGAAGAUUACUUUGGGUAUCACCACAACCUGUUAGGCCUUGUCGGUGUUGUUCAGCUUCUCUUCCCCAUUGUGUUUGCUUCUCUGUUUGCAUACUUCAUUGGGAAACUAAACUUCCAAAAGAGAUAA